AAGUCGUCAUAAGCUUGCAAGGGUCACUCUUACAAUUGCUAAAGGAGUUUUUUUUUUCUCAAUAGAUUCUCCUUCCAUUGAAGAGGGGGAGAAUUAAAUGGAUAUUGAAAGAAGACAGAAUAUGAAAGGGGAGCCCAUGAUGGCUGAUGAGGUCUCUGUUGAUUGGAGAGGCAGACCCUGCGAGCCCAACAAGCAUGGAGGCAUGAGGGCUGCUGUCUUUGUUUUAGGGAUCCAAGCAUUUGAGAUCAUGGCAAUUGCUGCAGUAGGGAACAAUCUCAUAACAUAUGUGUUCAAUGAGAUGCACUUCCCUCUAUCAAAAGCUGCCAACAUUGUGACAAAUUUUGUGGGGACUGUCUUUCUCUUGUCUCUCUUUGGGGGUUUCCUCUCUGAUUCUUAUCUUGGGAGUUUUUGGACUAUGCUCAUCUUUGGAUUUGUGGAGCUUUCGGGCUUCAUACUACUCUCGGUUCAAGCACACCUCCCCCAGCUAAGACCCCCACAAUGCAACAUGAUGUCAACAGAAUCCCACUGCGUUGAAGCCAAAGGCAUCAAAGCCACAAUCUUCUUCAUUGCUCUCUACUUAGUUGCAUUAGGCAGUGGAUGCCUGAAACCCAACAUGAUAUCUCAUGGGGCUGAUCAAUUCAUUAAGGAUGAUCCAAAGCAAUCAAAGAAACUGUCUACGUACUUCAACUCCGCAUACUUCAGCUUUUGUGUUGGUGAGCUUAUUGCGCUCACUGUCCUGGUUUGGGUUCAGACUCGGUCAGGGAUGGACGUCGGGUUUGGCGUUUCGGCGGCCGCCAUGGGGUUUGGGCUGGUGAGUUUGAUUUCAGGGAUGGUUUUUUACAGGAAUAAGAGGCCUCGAGGGAGUAUUUUCACUCCCAUUGCAAGAGUUUUUGUGGCUGCAAUAACUAAAAGAAAACUAGUGUGCCCAUCUAACUCUGCAAUUGCCCAUCGGUGCAGUAAUAAUGCAGCUCAUGAUAUCAUCUCUUAUGGUGGCCUUGAUCCAUCUUCAAAUGUGGGGCACCUCCUUCACACUGAAAAAUUCAGGUUCCUUGACAAGGCCUGCAUCAGAAUCCACACGGAAGACGACGAGAACCCCUGGCGACUCUGCACGGUCAGGGAAGUCGAACAAGCCAAGAUCCUCCUCUCCGUCAUCCCCAUCUUCGCCUGCACGAUCAUUUUCAAUACGGUCCUCGCGCAGCUCCAGACUUUCUCAGUCCAACAAGCAUCCUCCAUGGACACCCGCCUCUCCCCGUCCUUCUCCAUCCCCGCCGCCUCCCUCCAAUCCAUCCCCUACCUCCUCCUCCUCGCCCUCGUCCCCCUCUAUGAAACCUCCUUCAUCCCCUUCGCUCGAAAACUGGCCAACAACGAGCAUGGCGUAACUCCGUUGCAGCGCAUUGGCGUUGGCUUGCUGACGGUAACACUCUCCAUGCUGUCCGCAGCCUUGGUCGAAAAAAGGAGAAGGGAGGUUCAUUUGGACAGCGGAAGGUUGCUGUCGGUGUUCUGGAUCGCGCCGCAGUUUGUCAUCUUCGGGGUCUCUGAGAUGUUCACUGCGGUCGGGCUAAUUGAGUUCUUUUACACCCAGAGUUUGGUGGGAAUGCAGAGCUUCUUGACCGCAAUGACUUACUGCUCGUAUUCAUUUGGGUUUUACCUGAGCUCGGUGUUGGUGUCCUUGGUGAACAGGAUCACUUCAGCCUCUUCAAAUAAGGGUUGGCUCGGUGAUAAUGACUUGAAUAAGGAUAGGUUGGAUCUUUUCUACUGGAUGUUGGGUGGGCUUAGUUUGCUAAAUUUCUUUAACUAUCUGUAUUGGGCAAGGUGGUACUCUAACAGUCCAAGGUUGUUGGUGCCAAAUCCAACAGUUGAUGAAGAAGCCAAGUGAGCAAAUAAAAAUAACCCCUUAGUUUGUAGUUGAGCUUGUAUUUGGGUAAAGGUGGGAAAAUUGUGUAAAAGGGUGGUAGAAAUUAAGAUGUAAUGUUAAAAAAGUUGUAGAGCCGAGUUCAGUA
Molecule: messenger RNA, 2000 nt
Organism: Asparagus officinalis (garden asparagus)
Lineage: Eukaryota; Viridiplantae; Streptophyta; Magnoliopsida; Asparagales; Asparagaceae
Product: protein NRT1/ PTR FAMILY 4.3-like
Exons: 5
Coding region: 98-1876 (592 amino acids)
Biological process (GO): transmembrane transport
Cellular component (GO): membrane
Molecular function (GO): transmembrane transporter activity
Source: RefSeq, a predicted model, not a curated record